ACAAACUACAAACCCUCACGGCGCGUUCUCGUGAAGUAGUUCAUUGUAUUAGGUAGAUACGGGAGGAAGCAAGGAACCGCUCGACUGACCCGCGACGCUGCACCGGGGAAGCACUGACAAAUACGACUGCAAGCCAUACAAACUGCAGGGAUGGCAGCCAUCCGUAAGAAGCUGGUGAUAGUCGGGGAUGGAGCUUGUGGCAAGACCUGCCUUUUGAUCGUUUUCAGCAAGGACCAGUUCCCUGAGGUCUACGUCCCCACUGUGUUCGAGAACUACGUAGCCGACAUAGAGGUGGAUGGCAAACAGGUGGAGUUGGCGCUCUGGGAUACUGCGGGUCAGGAGGACUAUGACAGACUGAGACCUCUCUCCUAUCCAGACACUGACGUCAUCCUCAUGUGCUUCUCCAUAGACAGCCCCGACAGCUUGGAAAACAUUCCUGAGAAGUGGACCCCAGAGGUCAAACACUUUUGUCCCAACGUUCCCAUUAUCCUGGUUGGAAACAAGAAAGAUCUGCGCAACGAUGAGCACACACGUCGAGAGCUGGCCAAAAUGAAGCAGGAGCCAGUGAAGUCAGAGGAGGGUCGGGACAUGGCCGGCAGAAUUGCGGCUUUUGGUUACAUGGAGUGCUCCGCGAAAACCAAGGAUGGCGUGCGGGAGGUGUUUGAGAUGGCCACCAGGGCAGCACUGCAGGCCCGCCGCGGAAAGAAGAGCAAUAAAUGUGUCUUGCUGUAAAAUGGCUGACAUAUUUGGACUGUUUUCACCCUGGGCUUCUGUACACAGCCACUCGGGCUUGGGUGGGACAGAGGGAUUACUAGAUGGGGGAGGGAGGGAGGGAAGAAACAAGUGCAGUAAAUGACUACCGCUGUAAAAUGGCUGUUUGUUGGACUGAAUAUACCGGGGACUUGGGUUUGGUGGAGAAAAACGGGUGGGGAGGGGGGGGGAGGUGACUACUGCUGUAAACCAUUGGGCUCUUUACCGGUUUUCCAUCACGUUGGGACAUUUACACCAGCCACCUGCUAAAUGCUCAUCCAUUUUGUCUUUUCAUAAAGCCACAUACACUGAUAGAGAUUAGUAGGAGAUCCUGGCCCAGCUCAUGAAUAUAAUUGAUUAGGUUGCUUGUUAAUUAUGGGAUGGUCCUGACUGUUCAGUAUGGACAACAACAAACAGGUUUAGUUUUCUGUCUGGAUGACUCGACAGCUUAAUGGGAGCAAACAGACAGUGUAAUAAAUGAGUACCACUGUCAGGGGCUCGCCAGUUGUCCGUUUCUAACUGAAAGUAGGGCUGUGUGAUAUGUGGAGAGGUGCAGGGAUGGCAAGAUGAGACUGAAGCGUGGGUGGGACCCUGAUGAAACUGCACACCAAACCAGGGAGAGACUUGCAGUUUUCAUAUACAGGGCAGGUUAUUUGCCCUAAAAAGUAGACGAAUCAAAAGUAAACUUAAGCUUGUUUUUUUAUUUUUUUUUAUGAUGGUUCAAACGGGUUUGAGGUUGACCUCAAUGAGUAAAAUAAGGCAUGUUAAAAUAUAUAUAUAUAUAUAUACAUUGUUUUAUCCACAAUGUUAAUGGUCACGUGAUGUCAGGUGUCCGGGUCUUAUGUGUCGUAUUAUCAGAGCGGCAGGGGAGCUACAAGCUCACAUGUCCAGCUCGUUGCCAUUUGGUCUUGCUGUGGCUAAUCUUGUUCUCACAGAGACAAACAAAUUGAGCCGCAUUCUGGAUUAAACUGCAGCUCGUGCUGUUUGAAUUAUGAGUGAAAUUGCCCUUGGUGCUGGUUGUUAAGCUGCUUACUAUGCGUCAUUGUACAAUCUAUAUUUCAAGUGGCUCGCCGCUAGCUGAAUUUCACUUGCUGCUUUUAAAUGCUAAACGCCUCACCAUGAAGUGUAUUAAAGGACAGUGUGAAGUUUGCCAACUUCCAGAGGAGCAGCAGUGUGACGCACUCGGCAUCUGGGCUGGACAUUAAAGAAGGACCCCCUUGCUGGUCAAUCUUUACUGAGGCUGGUUUGUCUACUUUUGGGAGUUCAUCAGCUGGUCGUUAAACUAUCUGCAGACCGUAUCGGUGGAAGUGGAAAAAUGACAAUGGUAGUUUUCUGCCCCACGUACUACAAGCUGACCAGACUCUACUGCAGCUCAGCACCCAUCCCUUCCUGAUCCACACUGGCGAAUGCUGGUGCUCAUCUUCCCCUGGUUUGAGACUAGGACUAAGAACAAGGAGAGGAGAGUAUUGUGUUUACAAGCACACCCACACUGAUCUCCUGAUAUUGUGUGCGUGUGUAGGCAUGUAUAAAGGUCAAGUGUACAAUUAUCCAUAACUAGUUCAUGUUUGAUAAAAAGAAGGUGCCUGGGAUAUACCAUGUUAUCAACCAUCUAUUCAUGUUUUACCAUCUGCUUUAACAGUUCAACUUAUAAAAAGACAAACAUGUCACACGUGACCCUUUUUUAUUUAUUUGUGUUUAUCCAUAAAAUGGUGCAUGGAAAUACCAGAAUUGUCAGGUUAGGCUGCCAGAUGGAUUUUGGGGUUUUAAAAAAAAUGUGCCUGUGAUCUUCGUCACCUACCGGCAGAGUGAGAAUUAUCCACCUGCCGUUUGUAUGUCAUACUUUUUGCAAGGUCUUUCCCAGUCAUAUUUGGGAUUGCUCAGCAACCAGCUUUCCCUGACUCUUCUGUGUUUUACUGGCAGAUUCAGGCUCUCUUUACAGUGUUGAACCCUCCUGUUAUUCUUCCUGGUCUACAGGGUGGAGCCUGUUCCAGAAACUUGGUCUUGUGGUGUUUUUCUACUUUUUAUUUCCUCCUUUAAAAAAAAGAAAUAAAUGUGUUUAUCAGUAUUUAAAAUAAGAGGUGGAAGACUGGGACUGCUUAUGUGUCAUCGCGAUAGUUAAUUCUUCUUUUGUGCUUUAAAUAAAUCUGAUUUACAGUUGUUUUUUAGGACCCAUCGAUCAUCCCUGCCAAAUGCUGUUCGGCAGACAGGAGAAAGGCUGGCCUCUCAGCUGCCUGUCUAGAGCAUCGCCAGCUUUUCGCGCUAUGAACACAAACUUGGCUGAAAAGACAAAUGGGGGGGUUAUGCACAAAUAAUUUUUAUUUAUACUUUUAUUUUAUUUUUAAAUCCUAAUUUUGGAUGCUGAAGCAGUGAUGAAAACCAAGCUGUAUGCAAAGUCUGUAAAUAUAAAAUGUGGGUUUGUUCAUACUAGACUAUACACACGCACAGGACUGGAAACUAUUUGUAAACUAGCUUUGGUUUGUGUAAUAAAUUACUUUCUAUAACACA
Pseudoliparis swirei is the source of this 3255-nucleotide messenger RNA. It is a transcript of the gene rhoab, whose product is annotated as ras homolog gene family, member Ab. The transcript has 5 exons. Gene Ontology annotation, molecular function: GTP binding; GTPase activity. The record is from RefSeq and is a predicted model, not a curated record. Lineage: Eukaryota; Metazoa; Chordata; Actinopteri; Perciformes; Liparidae. Gene Ontology annotation, cellular component: dendritic spine; cleavage furrow. Gene Ontology annotation, biological process: stress fiber assembly; small GTPase-mediated signal transduction; cell migration. The coding region runs from base 151 to 732 and encodes 193 amino acids.